Messenger RNA from Melanotaenia boesemani (Boeseman's rainbowfish), 3746 nucleotides. RefSeq names its product T-box transcription factor 18 (gene tbx18). Gene Ontology annotation, biological process: somitogenesis; regulation of transcription by RNA polymerase II; morphogenesis of embryonic epithelium. Gene Ontology annotation, molecular function: RNA polymerase II cis-regulatory region sequence-specific DNA binding; DNA-binding transcription factor activity, RNA polymerase II-specific. Gene Ontology annotation, cellular component: nucleus. The record is from RefSeq and is a predicted model, not a curated record. Lineage: Eukaryota; Metazoa; Chordata; Actinopteri; Atheriniformes; Melanotaeniidae. The transcript is spliced from 8 exons. Bases 203 to 1747 code for a protein of 514 amino acids.
GGCAACUAACGGAGUCACAGCCCCAGCUCCUCCAAGAUCCAUCUGUUUGUCGGUUCAAGGACGCAAAACUGUCCUGCCGACAGUGCGGGACCGCCACUGCGGAUGACUUGGGGGUUUUGAACUUUUCUUACUCCCUGAAAACUCGUGACGCCCAGUUCCUCUUCUUCCUUCUCUCGCCCCGCUGUUCCAAGACUUGAAAGAAAUGGCAGAGAAGCGGCGGUCCCCGUGCGCACUGAGCGUCAAGGCGCACGCAUUCUCAGUGGAAGCGUUGAUAGGGGCUGAAAAACGGCGCAGGACGACCGGAGAAGAUGCUGGAUCUCCUGGCUACGAGGAUGAAAAUGACGUGUCUGAUUUAACCGGGAGCCCGGGACUCCGAGCCGGCAGAGCGUGCGCCAGUGACCGGGGCAGUGAGGCGGAAUGUGCAAGUGACGGAUCCCCAGAGAGCAGCGAGGACGCGCUGCUGGAAAGCCCGCAGCCCGCAGCUCUGUGCACGGCGCCUGCAGCCGGGACCGCAGAGGAGACCCGCGUGGACCUGCAGGGAUCAGACCUGUGGAAACGGUUCCACGAGAUUGGCACGGAGAUGAUUAUCACCAAGGCUGGACGGCGGAUGUUCCCCGCUAUGCGUGUGAAGAUUACGGGUUUGGACCCCCAUCAGCAGUACUACAUUGCUAUGGAUAUAAUCCCCGUAGACAACAAACGAUACCGGUACGUAUAUCACAGUUCCAAGUGGAUGGUGGCAGGGAAUGCAGAUUCUCCCGUGCCUCCCAGAGUAUACAUCCAUCCAGAUUCUCCAGCCUCAGGAGAGACAUGGAUGCGCCAAGUGGUCAGUUUUGACAAGCUUAAACUGACCAACAACGAGCUGGAUGACCAGGGACAUAUCAUUCUGCACUCCAUGCACAAGUACCAACCCCGUGUCCAUGUUAUCCGAAAGGAGUGCGGAGAUGAGUUAUCUCCAGUGAGAGCCGUCCCUACAGGGGAAGGCACCCGCACCUUUUCCUUCCCCGAAACUGUGUUCACCACAGUCACAGCAUAUCAGAACCAACAGAUUACAAGGCUGAAAAUUGACAGAAACCCAUUUGCAAAAGGCUUCAGAGACUCUGGUAGAAACCGGAUGGGGUUGGAGGCUUUGGUUGAGUCUUAUGCAUUUUGGCGUCCAUCUUUACGAACGCUCACAUUUGAGGACAUUCCUGGCAUUGCCAAGCAAGGAGUCCCAGGAGCUCAUGGAGGCGUUGGAACAUCAUCUCACCUGCUUUCCACAUCUCCAUGCUCAUCGCCUUUCCAGGUUUGCCCUCUCAGCCCACCAGACUACACCUGUAGUCGGCCCACACACCCUCUCCACCGUUACAGCAACCCUCACGAGCCAUUCCCACAACCAAGAGGUCCAUCCAGUUAUGAAGGUGAAGGAUUCUGCUCCUUGCCUCUUCCUGCAGCUCAGCUCGGCUAUCUAUCCAACCCUGCCUCACAGAGCUACGCCAGUCUUCGCCUCCAUACGCCGCCCUACAGCCUAUACGGUUAUACCUUCCCCCCCUCGCCACGCCUCGCUGCCAGCCCUGAUAAAAUGGCCACCACUGCCACUGCCAGUCAUCAGAGUCCCUUCCUUGGCUCGUCUCCCAGUGGGACUUUAACAGACAGUCUUGGUGUGCUCGGUGGAGGACAGCAGGGCUUCUUGUUUGACUCUCGGACUUUAGGAGUGACGAGCAGCCAGUCUGGGGGUGGGGUGUCACAGGUUACUGCCCAUAUGGGCUGAAUUUGACUCUUGCUUUACAUGGAAACAAAAUUCCACCCUGGGAUGUGCAUUAGUUGGUUUAUGGUUACAUUUAAUAAUUAAUCAUCCACAUGCUGAUGCACCAAAUUGUGGAUAAAUUGAGCGACAGAACAUAUGAGCUUGUCAAAGUUAUAUCUACAGGAAAUACUUUGUUUCUAUCAUGCAUGGUUUCUAUGACAUGCAUCUGCAGUGGUCACUAAAGGAACAAAUGUCACGAAUGAGGAGUCCAGGAGCCACUGACUCACCUGGAACUGAAUCUGGACUGGGCUCAAACUGGGCAGGUCCAGACAAUCAAAGCAAGCACUUCAACCCCUGGCCAGAAGCCCCAACACAGCCACGAUGAUACUCACACAGCAUUUUACGUCACCUCCAUGAGCUUGUCUACUUCUGAAUGGAGCUAAACGCUAAAUAUUAUUACAUGUCUCAGUGUGCUUUCAGUCAAGUUCACUUCUCAGUGUGCACUACAUGCAAGGCCCUUUCAUUACCCAGUUUAAAGAAAACAACAACCCUUGGCAAUGAUCAUCAUGUCAAUGAAAAACCACUGGAGAGGUCCCAGUUUUAGACUCAAGUAUUUAAAACUGUGGGAGAGUGAUACAUGACAAACUGAUCUACAUGUUCUAGGUCUAGCCUGACAGACAUUUGGCUCUGUGGACAUCAGACUGAAGUACAGCAGGCACAGACAUAAGGUACAUAAAUAUAGCAGGAAGGGGAGGGUGGGCUGGAGGAGUGUUGAUAAAGGGUCGUGUGACCCUCCGCACUUAAAAACCCAACGCACCUGCUUCUGCUCUUUAGACUGGGUCAGGUGCACAACAGCCUGCCCUAAACUUGACCGAAAACCUUUUCUUUCCAAAGACACUAUAACAGCAAGCCCUUUGGCGCAAGGACAUUAACAUGUUCUGUGACCGUUUUGAGCCAAAUAAAAUAUAUCUAUUCAUAUAAAAAUGUUUGGAUGUUAUCAAUAUCUUACUAAUUUAAAUGAUUCAACAUGGUUUUGUAAUAUAAUUCGGUGUCUGUGGAUGAAAACAACCCAAAUACAUUUCCUUGAGCAGAGAAGAUAUUUAUUUAUAUUUGCAAUUAUACAUAUGUAGCUUUUUAUGUUAUUUUUGUGGAGCUGAAUGAAACAAACCCACAUUCACAUGAAUACACACAGAUACACCAACACAUCCACAUCAUCCAUAUUGUAUAAUGGUCUUGUAAACUAAUAUCUUCAACUCUGCAGAAGUAACUACUCACACGAGAGAGGGUGUGUGUGGAGAAUGUUGAUGUGGGUGAGAAGGUGUGGAUAUUAGCGUAUUUGUGUGUGUGCAGCAACAGGUGGUUGAGUUGUCAGCCAGUGUGUGACCUCACAGUUUCAAAGUUCAUGUGGAUCCCUGAGAAUUGACACCCCGCCUCCCACAGACGUACACAUGUAAGCACAAAGUCAAACUUCACUGUUGAAAGCAUUAAUCAAGAUUAUUGCAUCAACAAAGCUCAGCCGUUUUAACACCCGAACUAGUGAAAAAAGACAAAAACUUCUUAUUAUAGCAUUGCACAUGUAUGUACUUGUAAAUAUUGUACAUGUAUGUGUACGUGUGAAACUUUAGCAGCUGAAUAAUCUGAGAAUCAGUUGGCUAAAGUCUAAAAUGCCUGAGGAGCCUGUAGGUCUUCUCACCUACCAGAAUAUCCAGGCAAACGCUUCCUGUUCCUAUUCACUGUUUGCAUGUACAUGCAUUUAAGGGUAAAUAUAAAAUAUUUUUCCAACUGUAAAACAGUAAAGUCAGAUGUGACUCCUCCUUCUGUGUGUGUUGCAAUCUGAGCUUUUCUCUUCCAUGUUGGGUUAUUCAUGUAUGUUGGUCCUCGUGGAUUUGAACCAGUUUCUCAAUAAUAUCAGAACCAACUCUCUGUUUUCUCAAAAAGAGAGGGAUAGCCACAAAGACCUAUAUGUGGUUUGGAGAAGAUUUUACUUUCAGUUUUGGACUGAGAUUCUGCUGCUUUUUUUUUU